AGAACCAUGGCAUUCCUCUGGCUUUUGUCUUGCAUUGCCCUCAUUGGGAGCACUUAUGGCUGUGGUAGCCCAGCCAUCAGUCCUGUACUUUCUGGAUAUGCUAGGAUUGUGAACGGUGAAAAUGCAGUGCCUGGAUCCUGGCCAUGGCAGGUGUCUUUGCAGGACAGCACCGGUUUCCACUUCUGUGGUGGCUCUGUGAUUAGUGACUUCUGGGUUGUCACUGCUGCACAUUGUGGUGUCACAACCGCCCAUCGAGUUAUUCUUGGUGAAUAUGAUCGUUCUUCUCCAGCUGAGCCUAUCCAGACCAAGACAAUUGCCAAGGUUUUCAGACACCCCAAUUACAACUCUUUUACCAUUGCCAAUGAUAUCACACUUUUGAAACUCUCCAGCCCUGCUUCCUUCAGCAACAUUGUGGCUCCUGUUUGCGUUGCUAGUUCUAGCGAUGCCUUCAAUGGUGGCGAGAGAUGUGUUACAACUGGAUGGGGCUACGUUGAUGCUGCCUCUAGGCUAACUCCAAACAAGUUGCAGCAGGUUGCUCUGCCUCUUCUUAGCAACACUGAAUGCCAGAGAUACUGGGGAAGCAAGAUCCUAAACACAAUGGUCUGUGCUGGUGCUUCUGGCGCCUCUUCCUGCAUGGGUGACUCUGGUGGACCACUUGUGUGCCAAAGAAAUGGAGCUUGGGUGUUGGCUGGUAUUGUGUCCUGGGGAAGUUCUACUUGCUCUCCAUCAUCUCCUGGAGUAUAUGCUCGUGUCUCAACUCUUAGAUCCUGGAUGGAUCAGACAAUUGCUGCCAACUAAAUACAUGCAUCCUUACUGACACAUUAAAAAAAUGAAAUAAACAAA
Xenopus tropicalis (tropical clawed frog) is the source of this 843-nucleotide messenger RNA. It is a transcript of the gene ctrl, whose product is annotated as chymotrypsin-like. Gene Ontology annotation, biological process: proteolysis. Gene Ontology annotation, molecular function: peptidase activity; hydrolase activity; serine-type endopeptidase activity. NCBI's taxonomy places the organism in Eukaryota, Metazoa, Chordata, Amphibia, Anura, Pipidae. The record is from RefSeq and is marked provisional.